GCCGAUCAUCAUGGUGACUUGACUGAUAGGCUAUACUUCGAGGUCAGGCCAAUUCAUUGUGUGUUGUCCACUGUCAGGCCUGUCAUUUAUUAUUAGCUAUCUAUUCCUAUUCUAAAUUCUCCUUUUCUACCGAUUCAUCCCUCAUCGGUUAUUCUCUCCUUCAACAUUCUAUCUAUCACAACUUCUUAUCGCUCUAUCAACAAAGAGACCAUCAUGGCUGAAGAGGCAACCCGGCCUCUGCUGAACGAGAGUGCCAAGCCCUCUUCACGUCCCUCGUCACCGGUUGAUAAAAGACAAUCUUCCGAGUCGAGUUCUGCCGCUCCGCCAUUCGAAUUAUCUUCCGAAUCCACCCCUCUAUUACCCAACCGUGAAGAUGACUUGACGAUAUACGGGGGCGUUGUGCCCAGGCGACCUUCAUCAACCUCCCAAGACUCUCUCCCCGAUCAUGGACCAAAGAAACCGCGAGGCAGAGUACGAUGGCCUAUCUUCUGCGUCUUGUUAUCCCUGAUUGCGAUCGUAUCAAUCUUAAUAUUCACCUUCGUUGCGCCGGCUGUAGUGAAGCAAUAUGUACUGGAUGCAACCGUAUUCAACCCAACCAAUGUAUCAGUGGAGUCGGCUACUGCGGAUGGCAUUCAGACAAGGAUACAAGGGGACCUCGUACUUGAUGCAGGCCGUAUAAGAAAAGCGCCAGUGCGGAAUCUUGGUCGCUUUGUCACCUGGAUUGGUAAGGAAAUCGAGACAGGUGAAUCGGAGGUCCAGGUGUAUCUCCCGGAGUACGGCAAUGUUCUCGUCGGGACAGCAUCCCUACCUUCUAUCAAGGCCAACAUUCAGAAUGGCCAUAUCAAUCAUAUCGACUUCUUGGCGGAACUAGUCGCUGGCGACAUUCCCAGUAUCCGCGCGGUAGCAGUUGAUUGGUUGGAAGGGAAGCUUGGUCGUCUGCAAGUCAAGGGAAAGGCAACAGUUCCCCUGAAGUCUGGUAUUCUGAGUCUGGGUGAACAGACGAUAGCUGAUUCUGUAACCUUUCAUGAGGGGGAUUUUCCGGCUCUCCCUAAAGUCAAUGUUACGAAGUUCAAUGUGCAUGAUGCAGAUCCUCCUGGAUACGAUGGGGCUAUGGCAGUGGACGCCUCAGUCGCUGCGUUUCUUGAUUCGCCUUUUGGUCUGAGAAUCCCCCCUCUCGGAUUUGAGGUGCUAGUGCCAAACUGUUCGCCAGGUGAUCCCUAUAUCUCAGUAGCGGAUGUCAAAACAAAAGGAUUCCCAGUUUAUCCGGGGCAACACACAUCUGUCGAUAUUACUGGAAUUAUCCAGAGCCUUUCUGAUGAGUUAACGAAUGCUUGCCCUGGAAAGAGGAAAUCCCCCUUGGAUUUCUUAGUCAAGAGCUACAUGGAAGGCUCUCGGACUACAGUCUAUGUUCGUGGAGCCGAUGAUCCAUCUCUGGGGACACCUGAGUGGGUGGUAGACAUUCUGAAAAGCGUAACGGUGCCCUUAGCCUUUACAGGACAUGCCUUGGACAAUCUUGUGAAAAACUUCACCAUGUCGGAUGUAAAUUUUGACAUGCCCAACCCUCUUGCAGAGCCCAAUUCGCCCGAGGCCCAACCCAGAGUAUCAGCCUUGGUGAAGGUGCUGAUUGGGCUGCCCAACCAGCUGAACCUUCAGCUGGAUGUUCCUCGUGUUCGCGCCGACGCUGACGUCCACUAUCAUGGGAAGAAGCUUGGUGUUCUGAAUUUACCAAAAUGGCAGUCAGCUAAUUCCACUCUUCUGAAAGACGUUGAUGGAGCGCCGGCUCUACUUAUUAACUUUUCUAUGAAGCAUGCGCCACUUCAAGUGACUGAUAGUGACGUUUUGACGGAUAUCCUUCAAGCAUUACUUUUUGAGGGGAGACCGGUAAGACUGACUGUUACCGCAAGUGUGGAUGCACAGGUUUCCACAGGACUGGGAACAUAUGCUAUUCGUGGGAUACCGGCCGAGGGUGCGGUGAACGUUAAACCUCCGUACGGUGGCUCGCUCGACCAGCUCAGUCCACGAGUUGAGUCGAUAGAACUGGGUCCUACAACUGAAUCUUCUCUUGUUAUGAAGGCAAGGAUAAACGUGACAAACCCUUCAGCGUACUCUGCAUCAGUGCCCUUUAUUGAUUUUAUUCUUGUCUAUAAUGAGACCAAGGUGGCUCAUGUAACUGCUCGAGAUCUCAUAAUAGUACCUGGGGUGAACUCCGGUAUUCAAGCCGACCUUGAAUGGAACCCGCGAGAGUUAAACGGCCAAGUUGGUGUAACUGCUGGUCAAGAGAUGCUCUCACGAUAUGUUUCUGGUUACAACACGUCUGUGACCAUCCGCAGUCACGAGGGAACAAUCCCAGCCAUACCAAAUCUUGGACAAGCUCUGUCCAAGCUAGGAUUUGAAGUUCAGAUCCCUAGGUUGCCUGUUCCUGGGGACCCUGAUGAUGAGGAUGGAAAACCUAGGUUCAUCCAAGACACAACGUUGCACCUUUUUUCAUCGACGGCUGAGUUCACAUUGUCCUCACCGUUCGCUAAUACAACCAUGUUGAUUACCUCGGUAGAAGCUAACGCCUUCUAUCAGAACGACAAGAAAGUUGGUAGUAUUAAUUACUAUGUCCCUUUCUCGGUGCCACCGGGUCUCUCAACGACCCCGAGGUUGCCCGUUGAGCUGAAGAUGCAUGGGAUAGGAUAUGAUGCUUUGAAGAGAGCCCUGGGUGGCUCCCUCAAACUGGAUGCCGUGGCAAAGGUUGGUGUUAAGAUUGAACGCUAUCGUACUACUUUAACAUACUACGGCCACGGAAUUACCGCAAGGGUGAAAUUUUAGGAUGCCAGUUUUUUGAGAGUGAUCGAUAUAGAAGCAUCCACUCUUUUUUUUUUUUUUUUUUUCUGAAAGAAAAGGCUUUUUG
Messenger RNA from Aspergillus alliaceus, 2896 nucleotides. RefSeq lists its product as uncharacterized. The record is from RefSeq and is a predicted model, not a curated record. Gene Ontology annotation, cellular component: fungal-type vacuole membrane. Bases 214 to 2814 code for a protein of 866 amino acids. The transcript has 6 exons. NCBI's taxonomy places the organism in Eukaryota, Fungi, Ascomycota, Eurotiomycetes, Eurotiales, Aspergillaceae.